GCCGGCAGUGCCGGGGGAAGCUCGGGGAACCAUUUUGGGGCGCGGGGCCGGAGCGCGGCCUCACAUGGGGGCGGUGGGUCCCUCCCGGGGCGGUGACAUCCGGGCGCCGCGCGGGGCCCCCCGGGCGUGGCGGGAGCUUUCGCCGCGGUCACCGCCCGGCCCGCGGCCCGAGCCCGCCUGUGCUCUGCGGACGCGCCAUGAGCUCCUCCGCGCCCCAUGACGGGCAGAUCUGCCUCCAGCGGGCCGUAUUCCUGGAAGGGCGUCUGGUCUGCGUGCUUGCCGGGGAGUAAAACCUGCAAGGGGAAAGAAAUGAGCCGUCAGACCGCUACAGCACUACCCACAGGUACCUCCAAGUGCACGCCGUCGCAGAGGGUGCCCGCGCUGACGGGCACCACAGCUUCCAACAAUGACUUGGCCAGUCUCUUUGAGUGUCCCGUGUGCUUUGACUAUGUGCUGCCACCGAUCCUGCAAUGUCAGAGUGGCCAUCUGGUCUGUAGCAACUGUCGCCCCAAACUCACGUGCUGCCCCACUUGCCGAGGCCCGCUGGGCUCCAUCCGUAACCUGGCCAUGGAGAAAGUUGCCAAUUCCGUACUAUUCCCAUGUAAAUACGCCUCUUCCGGCUGCGAGAUAACUUUGCCACACACAGAAAAAGCAGACCAUGAGGAGCUGUGUGAGUUUAGGCCUUACUCCUGUCCCUGUCCCGGUGCUUCGUGUAAAUGGCAAGGCUCUCUGGAUGCUGUAAUGCCGCACCUGAUGCAUCAGCAUAAGUCAAUUACAACGCUGCAGGGAGAAGAUAUAGUGUUCCUGGCCACGGACAUUAAUCUUCCUGGUGCUGUUGACUGGGUUAUGAUGCAGUCUUGUUUUGGCUUUCAUUUCAUGCUAGUGUUGGAGAAACAGGAAAAGUAUGAUGGUCACCAGCAGUUCUUUGCAAUUGUACAGCUGAUAGGAACACGCAAGCAAGCAGAAAACUUUGCUUAUCGACUCGAGCUAAACGGGCAUAGGCGGCGAUUGACUUGGGAAGCGACUCCUCGAUCCAUUCAUGAGGGAAUUGCAACAGCCAUUAUGAAUAGUGACUGUCUAGUCUUUGACACCAGCAUUGCACAGCUCUUUGCAGAAAAUGGCAAUUUAGGCAUCAACGUAACUAUAUCCAUGUGUUGAAAUGGCAAUCAAACCUCUUCAGGCCAGUGUUUAAAACCGUUGCAUUUAAUUUAGCAGAAAUAGGGUAACCAUCUUUGACUGUCAGACAAAUUAUUUGGUAGAUGGAGGGUAGACAUAAAUGAAGGUAAAUAAAAGGAAAGGCUGUUAAAUUACAAGAAGCAGUUGCAUGUAGUAACUAAUAUAUUUAAAAUAAGUCAACAGUAAACCACUGAAAAUAUAUAUACACCCAAAAUGGGCAUCUUUUGUAUUAAGAAUUGAUUCUACAGGAAAUGUUGUAAAAUAAUUCUAAAACUCGUUUGUAGAUUGAUUGUACUGUUGAAAAGGAUACUGUUUCGUGUUUUUGUUUGUGUUUUUUCCCUCCCCCUUUGACUGACAAGCCAUGUUGAGCGGUCUGGUCUCUGGCCGCUGCUUCCCCUCCUCCUCCCCACCCCCCCCUUUGUAAGUCACUACAUAGUAUUGCUGCUGUUUGUGUAUAUUUUUUGUGUAUUUGCUAAUUUUUAUUAACUUCUAGUUUUUCAUUAAAUAAAUAUGACUUUCUUUUCUGUAA
Messenger RNA from Serinus canaria (Common canary), 1705 nucleotides. RefSeq names its product siah E3 ubiquitin protein ligase 1 (gene SIAH1). Gene Ontology annotation, biological process: proteasome-mediated ubiquitin-dependent protein catabolic process; multicellular organism development. The record is from RefSeq and is a predicted model, not a curated record. Gene Ontology annotation, cellular component: cytoplasm. The coding region runs from base 217 to 1158 and encodes 313 amino acids. Gene Ontology annotation, molecular function: ubiquitin protein ligase activity; ubiquitin conjugating enzyme binding; zinc ion binding. Lineage: Eukaryota; Metazoa; Chordata; Aves; Passeriformes; Fringillidae. The transcript has 2 exons.